GUCAUAAACUCUAGACCCAAACAAACCUUGGUAGGUAGCUAGUUAAACUAUGGAUGGCUAGUUUAUUAGGAUGGGUGUAGUAAUUUGAGGGCGACAAUGAUUUCAGUCAGCUAUAUUCUGUUGUGUGGACAAUUCCUGUUGCUACUGACGGUGAUUCUGUUACAAUGUCUGGAAGGAAUUCACUCCCAAAACUCAUCGACAACAGAGACUCCUGCUUCUUCUCCUGGUCAGGGAGCUACCGCCCUCCCGUUCAGCGAGCAGCCGUCGGAUGUUGGCAAAUAUGAAAUACCGGUGGAAAGUACGAAUUAUACAGAGCCCUAUGAGUACAAGCCCCCGUCACCAGUCGUCCUUUGCAGCUACCUACCAGAGGAGUUCAUCUACUGUCAAGACCCUGUGGAUCACGCAGGCAACCACAGCGCCUUCCUGGAGUUGGGCCAUGGUUGUGUUGGGUGGGGUGGCCAGACUCAAAAAGAGGUGAACCACACACCGGUUAUCUGCACUGCACUUGAUGAUAUAGAGUGUGCCGGACCCAGAGAAUUCCUCAGAGGAAACGUACCAUGCAUAAAAUACACCGGACACUAUUUCAUCACCACACUGCUGUACUCCUUCUUCCUGGGUUGUUUUGGGGUGGAUCGUUUCUGCCUGGGCCACACCGGCACUGCUGUCGGGAAGCUGCUCACCCUGGGAGGCCUGGGAAUCUGGUGGUUCGUGGAUUUGAUCCUGCUCAUCACUGGAGGCCUGAUGCCCAGCGAUUACAGCAACUGGUGCACCUACUACUGAGACAGACAGCGGAGCGUGACCGAGGACUCUGGCCAACUCUUAGUCAGAUAUUAUCAGUUAAAUAUUGAAAACUCCAGGGCACUGGCCUCUGCCUGCCAUGGUUAUGAAUCUGUGGGCUGGCUUGUUGUAAGGGGAUUUAUAGCUCAGCCGUGCAAAGUGGAGUCCAGGGGCCCCCUGAGGUUCCCAGGGCUCCCGAGAAAAAUGUGGAAUAAGUAGAUUUAAUUCUAAUUUAAUUCACUUGAAAAUUCCCACAUUGAGAAUGCAUAAGAAUGACUAUACUCAGCUUUCGCCAGAGCAACAGUGAUGACUGCUACCUUUAAUACUAAAUUGUCAACUUGGGUCACCUGUAGUUCAGUUUAUAUGGUCUGGAAAGAAAUGAGUCAUGUUGCCUUUUAGUUCUGGUCUGCUUCAUGUUGACACUGACUUGACUGAUACACGGAGAGGGACACAAGCACAACACAUCUUUCGAAGAACUGAUGUAUUGGAGAAAAUCAGCGCACUCAUAAGGUGGCAGGAACACGUGUUAUCACGGUUACCAAAUGACUUGCAUAAAUAAAUACAUUGCUUAUAAGAUUGUUUUCUUGACAGUUUACUGCUGAAUAAAUAGUAGUUUCGCUCUUCAAUUCCUGCAAAAAUCGGUUAUUUCUUUACAAGCUCGUGAUGACACCAGAGAACAUAAAUAAGCGCGUAAGGCUCAGAAAGUGCAGCAUGACUUGCUGUUAUUUUGUGAAAUUUGAUUUCACCAUGUAAGUCCACACAGCAAUAAUGACACAGUAUGACAUCACUGAAAAUGUCCAAUCAUUGAGUUACCUGUCUAUCCAUAUGACUUCAUUUGAACAGCUCCAUAUAUAUAUUUAUAAAGCCAGUGUGAACACGAACCAAACCAGAACUGAAUGGCAACAAUUUACGUUUUAUUCCCUUUGUUUGGACCAAAUGAGCUGAACUACAGGUGUAAAAGUGACCUGAAAUCCUACAAAAUGUAAUUAGUUCUCAUGUCCUGAAAAUGAUGGGAAUCCACGUGUUCUGUAGCUACAGUCCCACUCUUAAUUUCAGAUGUAGACAUGCUGAUACAGCCAGGCUAGAUAGUCACUGUGACAUACAUAAUUUUGCAUACUGACCAUGAAUCCUCCAUUCCAGUUAAACUCUGAGCAAUGAUCUUAGAAAUAUUCUGUGAUUUCUUGAGGGCAACAUCCUACACAAUUAUUAUCAUAGCUUUCCUUCUUCAUGACCAAACAGCCCAGCUUUGACCCUUCGCUGUCCUCUUCUACUGGAGGCGUUCUGACUUCUGUAUUUUCUCUGCUGCUUCAGUGUGUUCAAGCUGUACUUAGACUGAUUAACAUUACAGCCUGAAGCCAGCAAGAACACAAGACAUGGACAUAAGUCACGUUGACAAGAUGCGACUCUAAGACUGUUUUGAGACAGCUAAAGCAGUACAUUUCCUUUACCUUGACAUAUUGCAUCUGUGCUGGGUGGGAGCAUAUCCCUCCUUUGCAUUCAUGUGUAGAGCCUGACCCUGUUUAAAUGUCUCAAACUUAACAAAUUUUGAUCUUCAUUGACUUUCUCCAGCGAGGCCCAGGUCUCACAUUAAAAAUUUAAAAUCUUCAUCUUCCACUUUGUAGAAUUUCUCAUCUUUACCUGAACUGAAGGUUUAUGUGCUCUUUCGUAGAUACAGCCGGUUUCAUUACCUAAGGAUCCAUAAAACCCUUCUAGGUCAUAAAAAGUUGAAGAAGACAUGUCAGUGUGUCGACUUGUCUCCUCCUGCAGCAGCAGCAAUGUAGAAGGCAAUAUAUUUUCAGCUGGCUAAACACCUUUAAAGUGGAAAGAAUUAAGACUCUGCUUUACAUAUUGCAGUUUUCCACUUAAUUCACAAAAAUGGCAGUUUAUAUACUGUCUUACACACCUGCAAAAAGAAAUGAGAGUUGUUAUUUUAUAAGAUCUUUCCUUUAAUCCAAAUGUAAUUCUUUGCUCUAUUUCAUUUUCUAAUCCAAAUCCAGCUCUGCAGAUCUGCCCUAUAUUACUAUAAAAACAUGCUGAAACAUCCAAUAUUCAUGCCUCUGUAAAACUGUAAUGUUCUGGAGUCUUGGGGGCCUUUGUAAGAUACUGUAAAUAAUACUGAUCUGCCCAACAGAAGCUUCACUUGGGAAGCGUUGCCGUACUAUUUAUUUAUUUACUUUACGCAUUGCAUGUGUUGAGUCAGAAAAGACGUAUUCCUGGAAACGUCCUUGAGUCUUAUAUUGAUUUGGCAAUGUUUGUUUUUCAAAUGAUCUCAAUGUGUAUGUUUCUCCUGAACGUAUAAAGGAAAACGUGCCAUUUGAAAUGAAAUUGAGAGAUAGUGGCAGUUAAUGAUUUUUUUCCCUGUGCUCUUCAAAUUUUUUAUUAAAGCUACAUGUGCUCCUGGAAACUCCACUUUCCUCUAUUGUGAUGGUGAGAAGGAAUCCAAAGUGUCUCAUGCUGUAUUUGUCCACAGUUGUGACUCAAUAAAAAGUAUCUGGUA
Messenger RNA from Micropterus dolomieu (smallmouth bass), 3274 nucleotides. RefSeq names its product TM2 domain containing 2 (gene tm2d2). The record is from RefSeq and is a predicted model, not a curated record. The transcript is spliced from 4 exons. Lineage: Eukaryota; Metazoa; Chordata; Actinopteri; Centrarchiformes; Centrarchidae. Bases 97 to 780 code for a protein of 227 amino acids.